AGCAGAUUGUCCCUACUAUGCUAAGGCAGAACUCCUUGCUGACUAUCUGGGGAACAAUUUGCCUAACUUCAGGAUACACAAGAUUGUUCAACAUCCCGACAACUGGGAGAAGUGGCUUCAGGAGAUCUGUAAUGAGAAUGGCUGGAAACACAAACGCUCCCCAAUUAUUUGGAGAGAACUGUUGGACCGUGGUGGAAGGGGCCUUCUUCUAGGGGGAUUCAAUGAUUUUCUAGAACAUGCUCAGCAAUACUAUAACAUCACAUCAGAUAUGAUGACUAAAGAGAUGUUACUAAUAGCUAAUGAGAACUUGCAGACUUGCACAGAAAUUGAAGCAGAAGAGAAAGAACUAAAAAGUCUUAUCAACCCCUUGCACAUUUGGCUUAAUAGAGCAUGCAGUUCUGCCUGCUAUCAUCUGAUCCCUUUAUUAACCAAUGGAGAAAUAUUUGGAAUGGAAACUGAGAUAAGCCUUCAUUUGUUUGACAGAAGUAGUUUCAAAGAAAUUCUUCACGGUAUUGUCAUGGAGACCCAAGAUUUAGCAUCCCCAGUCCUUCGUAGUGUCACCUUGCAUACUGAACUGGAGGAGAUUUUCCUUGAUGCUGAUAUCAUCAUUUUGUUUGACGACAUCCUACAGGAAACAAUCCCAACACUCGAACACUGUAUCCACCAAGUGACUAAUCAAUGUAAAACAUAUGGCCCUUUGAUAGAGCAGAAUGCCAAAAGCAAUGUCAAAAUUAUUGUGAUGGGAAAAACUUUUACCAACCUUAAGUCAUUAAUGCUUAUGACAUAUGCACCCUCUAUAAAUCCUAGAAAUAUUAUCACUCUUGCCAUGCUGUUGGAAAGUGAAGCCAAGGCUAUGGUAGCAAGAAAAAUGCAAAUGCACCCAGCAGGAAUAAAAAACCUCAUUGUCUGGGGGAACAUCAGUGGCAAUAGCUUCGUUGAUCUGAGUAAAACAGAGCUAUAUAGAUAUGAUAGUGCCAUCUGGGGCCCACCAAGUUUUUUUCGUCCUUUGUUGGAUGUGCUAUUUGAUCGUGAAUGGAUGGAAAUUGAAUUUGUGGCUUCAUUGAGUUCAUUAAGUUCUUGGAGAGCUCGUGAUUUAGGAAUGGCACCUGCACAUACAGUUGCUACUGUGCUGAGAUACUGGUACCAAGGAUCCCCUCCUGGAGAAAUGAUCUCUUUGGGAGUAAUUAGCGAAGGUCAAUUUGGACUUCCUGAGGGGAUUGUCUAUUCAAUGCCCAUAAGGUUUGAGAAUGGCAGCUGGGAGAUCUAUACAGAAAUAGAAAUUAAUGAAAAAACUCAAUCGUAUCUUCUGAUCCUGGCCUGUGAUCUCAUUCGGUUUGGAUAA
Messenger RNA from Protobothrops mucrosquamatus (brown spotted pit viper), 1342 nucleotides. RefSeq names its product malate dehydrogenase 1B (gene MDH1B). Gene Ontology annotation, biological process: oxaloacetate metabolic process; malate metabolic process; tricarboxylic acid cycle. The record is from RefSeq and is a predicted model, not a curated record. NCBI's taxonomy places the organism in Eukaryota, Metazoa, Chordata, Lepidosauria, Squamata, Viperidae. The transcript has 8 exons. Gene Ontology annotation, molecular function: L-malate dehydrogenase (NAD+) activity. The coding region runs from base 269 to 1342 and encodes 357 amino acids.